AUGCUGGAGCAUAACUUUCACUUAUCUACUCUGGUGAAUGGUCGAUCAACUGAAAAGUUUAAACCUAGUAAAGGACUUAGACAAGGUGAUUCUUUGUCUCCAUACUUGUUUCUUCUUGUGGUUGAAGUGCUCUCAAAGUUUCUAAAUGAUGCAGUUCAGAAAGGUCAAAUCUCUGGUUUCCAAGUGGUAGAGAAUGGUUUAAUGAUCUCUCAUUUACAGUUUGCUGAUGAUACUUUAAUAUUCAUUGAUGCUUCAGUGAAGGAGGUUAGAAGACUUUUUAUUAUUUUGUCAAUAUUUGAGUCUUUAACAGGAUUAAAUCUUAACUUGGAUAAGAGUACAAUGGUUAGUGUAGGAGCAGAUGAUAUCAUUGAGGAUUUGGCUAAGGAACUUGGUUGUAAGACUGAAAAACUUCCUAUAAAUUAUUUAGGAAUGCCUAUUGGAGCUCACUGGAGGAGUACUUCUGUUUGGGAUCAAGUUCUUAUUAGAAUGAAGCAGAGAUUAGCAACUUGGAAGAAGAAAAUAUACUCAAGGAACAAACAAGCACUUUGGAGAAGAUUAGUGCAACAGAAAUUUGCAGUUCAGCAAGAUAUUCUUAUGCCUGCAACUGAUAACAAAGCUCGGUGUAGAAGCUUAUGGAAGAAUGUGGUGAAUGUGGUCACAGAUUUACAAGGCUUUUGUCAGUUUACAGUUAAGAAUGUGGCAGACAUGGUUGUUUCUAAUGGAUGGAAGAAUAAUUUCAAGAAAAUUUUGGAUGUUAAUGAGAAACUUGAAUGUGAUCUUCUUAGAAGGGAUUUAGGAAACACCCAUGUGUUUGUAGAGGAGGAGGAUGAGCUACAUAUUGUACAACAUUUUACUGCUAAGAAGUGUUAUGAUGCUCUUAUGGGUGAACUAGAACCAUGUCAGUUUCAUCGGCAUCUUUGGAAGAGUAAUAUACCUAAUAAAGGACUGUUAUUGGAUUGUUUGAUUCCUGGUCUUAGAAUGUUCUUCAUGGCAGGGGAAGGAAAGUCUGGGAAAUUAUACAUUAUGAUGUUUGCUGGAUCAUUUGGAAUGAGAGAAACAGUCGAGUGUUUGGAGGAAGACAUAAGAACAUUGCUGAAAAUAGAGAUUUAG
Messenger RNA from Papaver somniferum (opium poppy), 1110 nucleotides. RefSeq lists its product as uncharacterized. NCBI's taxonomy places the organism in Eukaryota, Viridiplantae, Streptophyta, Magnoliopsida, Ranunculales, Papaveraceae. The transcript is spliced from 4 exons. The coding region runs from base 1 to 1110 and encodes 369 amino acids. The record is from RefSeq and is a predicted model, not a curated record.